AUGUGCGUUUCUCGACAUGACGAUAUCAAAAAUCAUGCAAACCCCCUCCUCCUUUCCCGCCUGUAUGACCUCACUAACACUGCCUCUCCUUCUUCCUCAGCUCUACCUGCCCGAGAAUUGGAUCAUUCCUACGUUCCCCGUCGAAAGCUCGAUAUCGUGAUUGCCAUCUACCGCGAGGACCUGCAUGAGCUCUCCACCCAUCUCACAGCCAUCUCCCUCCUCCCUAACAUUGCCUCUCUCGAUGCCAACAUCAUCGUAUACACAAAAGACGCCAACGCCUCUGCCGACUCGAUCCUCGACCACGUGAGCGCCGACCACAUCGUCCAUCUCCCGAACCGUGGCCGUGAGGGCGGAACAUAUCUCACGCACAUCAUCGAGAACUGGGACGACCUUGCCGAGCACACCCUCUUCAUCCAGGCCGAGAUCCACAACUUUGGUCACUUCCAGCGGAGGCUGCUAGAGUACUUUGUGCCGGAAACGGGAAUGCUGAGCUUGGGGUUUGGUGGCAUAACGUGUAACCUGACUGACUGCACGGACCCGUGGAACUGGCACGACGAUGCGGGGCAUCUGCCAAGGAUGUACGAGGAGAUCUAUGAGCGGCCCGCACCUGCAGAGGCAUUGCUUUUGAGCUAUAAGGGACAGUUCAUUGUCUCGGGGAAGAGGAUACGAAGCCUCAAUCGGUACUAUUACGAGUAUCUCCGUGAGAUCUUGGAGAGCAACAAGUCGGCCUACUCUGGGAAGAAAUCUGGAACAUCUGCAGGAAAUGCGCCGAGGUUUGGAUACACUCUUGAAAGGGCUUGGGGGUUGAUUUUCGGAUGUGCAGAUGGAAGGAUCGCGGUUGAAUGUCCAGGUUACUGGCAUCGCAAAGCUGGAGGUGAAGAUGUGGGAUCCUGUCAGUGCUUGGAUUCUUGA
Messenger RNA from Morchella importuna, 912 nucleotides. RefSeq lists its product as uncharacterized. The record is from RefSeq and is a predicted model, not a curated record. The transcript has a single exon. Bases 1 to 912 code for a protein of 303 amino acids. Lineage: Eukaryota; Fungi; Ascomycota; Pezizomycetes; Pezizales; Morchellaceae.